UACAAAUUCAGUGUAUUCAUGGAUGUUAACAGCGGCAUCCCGAAAAAUUCCCCAGUCUGUUGUUUGAAAACAGUCACAUAGUGCCUCAUCUGACUGCUCUGUCCAGCGCUGUAUUGAGCGAAUCACAGGCUUUUCACGUUUCAGCUUCUGCCUAUAGCAUGGUAGUAGGAGAACAGAGGAAUGAUCCGAUUUGCCGAAGGCAGGGCGGGGGCGGGCUUUGUAGGCAUGACUGUACGGCGAGUAGGCGUGAUCCAGGAUGUUUUCACCUCGAGUUGUAAAGUUAACGUGUUGGUGAUACUUCGGUAAAACUUUGCUGAGGUUGGCUUUGUUGAAGUCGCCUGCCACAAUGAAUGCAGCCUCUGGGUGUAGAGUUUCCUGCCGAUCGAUGAUUUCAUACAGUUCAUCCAUAGCCCGUUUGGUGUCAGCUUGGGGUGGAACGUAAACAGCGACCAAAACAACUGCAGAGAAUUUCCUGGGCAGAUAAAAUGGUCUGCACUUGACCAUUAGAUGUUCGAGGUCAGGUCUAUCCCCCACUGAUGGAGAUGAUGCUGGGCUGCCUCCUGUGCUUGAGCCUCCUCCUCCUCUUCCCCUGUGGUCAUGGAGCCCCUCCAGGUUAUCGCCUGCGUCUCGCAAGCGACGGCUCCAGUUCCAACCAGGGCCGAUUGGAAGUGUUCUACAACAAUAUGUGGGGAACCGUGUGUGAUGAUGAGGUCAACAUAAACCUGGCAAAUGUGGUGUGCCGGGAGUUGGGCUUUGUGAGUAGCCUUACCUGGGCCCACAGCGCUAAAUUUGGAGAAGGACAAGGCCCAAUCUGGUUGGACAAUGUCCUCUGCUCAGGCACUGAGAGCUCACUGGCAGACUGCCACUCAAACGGCUGGGGCAUCAAUGACUGUAGCCAUUCUGAAGACUUAGGCAUUGUGUGUAGUCCAGAGCGGGGGCAAAGCUCCAUCCAGUCUUCAGGCCCCGCAGGCCAACCUCCCACCCCCCUCCUUCAGCCGCCCCCCUCCCCUCAGAUCUCCAACAUCCCAGAAGCCCCUCGUAGGAGGGGUCAUCAAAUAGCAAUUAGUCGGGGCGGCUCCCGCCAGGCUCCAAAUCGAAGGGAUGGCCAUCAAAUCCAGCUGCGCCCCUUCAAUAAUGAUCGGGGCCGCCACCCAGAGUCCUCAGUACCCAGAGGCCACGAGCUGCCAGACCGCCUGCGUAAUGUGGGAGCCUACAGGCAGACCCCGUAUAGCCAAUCACGCCCCAGGGCCAACACUUCACCCACCUUACAGACGAUACAACGUACUCCAAAUACAAGACAACCACCUGCUCCUGAGACCCCCACCCGUGAGGGGCCCCCAACAGAUCCCAGACAGAUGGCCCAGCAUGCUCGCCUGCUGGAGGAGAACAACCUUGACUUUGAUUUCACUGACCAGUACAGCCAGGGCUCCGACAGGGUGAAUCUUGAUGACGUGCGUCUGCGUCCUGUGCUGACAAGCACCCGGAGAAACUCCAUCGUCACAGAGGGCAUGGUGGAGGUGAAGCUGGCUGGGAGGUGGCGUCAUGUGUGUAGUCAGGGCUGGGACAUGAGCAGUAGCCAGGUCACCUGUGGAAUGCUGGGGUUCCCUGCAGCAGAGCAGCCUGAUGAGCCAGUGUACAGGAAAUUGUGGGACACUAAGAUAGCAGACCCCUCCACGAGGCUGAGCGUCAUGGUCACUAAGAAGGGCUACUGGGUGGAGGAGGUACGGUGUUCAGGUACAGAGACAUCGGUGACCGGCUGUCAGACUCGGCCGUCCAUCCCUCAGAAUGAUGUGCCUUGCCCCGGUGGAAUGCCUGCCGUGGUGCGCUGUGUACCGGGGUCCCAGUUCUCCCAAGCUGCUGGCAGGACAGCAUCUCGCUCUAAGCCAGAGGUGCGCCUGAAGUCAGGACCCCGCCUUGGUGAAGGGCGCGUGGAGGUGCUCCGGGAGGGGAAGUGGGGGACUGUGUGUGACCAAAUGUGGGACAUCACAGCUGCAAGUGUUGUCUGUAGGGAGCUGGGCUUUGGAACAGCCAAGGAGGCCCUUAACGGAGCCCAGAUGGGCCAAGGUACCGGUCCUAUUCACAUGAACAUGGUGCAGUGCAACGGCAGAGAAAGCUCCAUCCAGCAGUGUCAACAUCGCGAGGUGCCCCUCCGGAGCUGCAGACACAGUCAGGACGCGUCCGUGCGCUGUCACGUCCCACGCACAGGCCUAGAGGCUACAGUGAGGUUGGCUGGGGGCCGGGAGCCUGGAGAGGGCCGUGUGGAGGUUCUGACGGAGGUGGGUGGGGUUCAGCGCUGGGGAGCUGUGUGCAGUGAGAACUGGGGGAUCAAUGAGGCCAUGGUGGUGUGCAGGCAGCUGGGCUUUGGCUUCGCCUCCAGAGCCCAUCAGGAAACGUGGUACUGGCAAGGCAACGUAGAUGCUGCGGACAUGAUCCUGAGCGGCACACACUGCGCUGGCACAGAGAUGUCUCUUCAGCAGUGUCGCAAGAAUGGCCACGUCUUCUGCCCGAGUGGCAAAGCAGCCGGGGUGACCUGUGCAGAGACUGCCCCUGACCUGGUGGUGGAUGCUCAGCUGGUGCAAGAGUCGGCAUACUUGGAGGACCGCCCCCUGCACCUCCUCACCUGUGCACAUGAGGAGAACUGCCUCUCCUCCUCCGCUGCACGCAUGCAUUGGCCCUACGGACACCGCCGCCUGCUGCGCUUCUCCUCGCGCAUCAUGAACCUGGGCCGGGCAGACUUCAGACCGCGGGCCCCGCGAGAGUCCUGGGUGUGGCACCAGUGUCACAGGCACUACCAUAGCAUUGAAGUGUUCACACAUUAUGACCUCCUGACCCUGAAUGGCUCGAGGGUUGCUGAGGGCCACAAGGCAAGCUUCUGUCUGGAGGACACCUACUGCCCUGAAGGUCAACAUAAACGCUUCUCCUGCUAUAACAUGGGAGAGCAAGGCAUCUCUGUGGGCUGCUGGGACACCUAUCGCCAUGACAUCGACUGCCAGUGGGUCGACAUCACCGACAUCAGACCAGGCGACUACAUACUCCAGGUGGAAGUCAACCCAUCCCUUGACAUGGCGGAAUCAGACUUCCACAAUAACAUGAUGCGUUGCCGCUGCAGAUAUGAUGGGGCCAGGGUCUUUGUGUACAGCUGUCACGCAGGAGAUGCUUACAGUGCUGAUGUGGAGGAUCUGUUUGGGCAUCAACAGCAGAUCACCAACAACAUAUAAACUACAUACAUGUAGGCCUGCACGGUGACAGAACAACAUAUAAACUACAUACAUGUAGGCCUGCACGGUGACAGAACAGGAGGCUAAGAUUGUUUUUAUCCUCACAUCAUGGAAAGUAUAAUGCAUCAACUGCAGGUAGUGUGAAAGGGAGACAGACUUGAAAUAAUACCAGUUCCUCACCUGUUCACUAGGUAAACGCUUCCUACCCUCAGACACCUGGAGUUCUCUGAGAGACAAAGACUGAAGAUAAAUAUGUGGAGAGAAGAGCGAGCGUAGCUAAAAUCAUAAUUCAGUCUGGACUCUGAGAUUCAACUUGUUUUGGAACCAUUCUAGCAGGUGGAACUCCUUUUCAUUACAUGUUGGGGAUAACCAUGAUUACAACGCUUCAUGAAUCACAGGGAUGGUUCGAAAUAAAAACCUGCAUUCCAUUUUCUCUUAGAGUUUAUUCUUUUCCCCUCGUAUCGUCCACUUGAUUUAGAACAAGGUACAAAAACCUACCUGUGAAUGCACAUAUGAAUGAGAUAGUGUCAUUAAAUAUCACACAUAUCACUGUAUACUGCUAAACUCUGUUUAGAUAGACAGUUUCGCCAACGGUUCAAAGUAGAAAGUUUAACUGCAUUACAUUUCUGUUUUAAAAGUGUGUGUGUGUGUGUGUGUGUGUGUGUGUGUGUGUG
This is a messenger RNA of Clupea harengus (Atlantic herring), 3892 nucleotides long. Its product is annotated as lysyl oxidase homolog 4. The record is from RefSeq and is a predicted model, not a curated record. Gene Ontology annotation, cellular component: membrane. Gene Ontology annotation, molecular function: protein-lysine 6-oxidase activity; copper ion binding. Gene Ontology annotation, biological process: collagen fibril organization; peptidyl-lysine oxidation. Lineage: Eukaryota; Metazoa; Chordata; Actinopteri; Clupeiformes; Clupeidae.